Osmia bicornis bicornis is the source of this 1455-nucleotide messenger RNA. Its product is annotated as rRNA-processing protein UTP23 homolog. Lineage: Eukaryota; Metazoa; Arthropoda; Insecta; Hymenoptera; Megachilidae. Gene Ontology annotation, cellular component: small-subunit processome; nucleolus. Bases 11 to 775 code for a protein of 254 amino acids. Gene Ontology annotation, molecular function: small ribosomal subunit rRNA binding. The record is from RefSeq and is a predicted model, not a curated record. The transcript has 3 exons.
CAAAAGGAAUAUGAAAACAGCUCGACAAAAGAAAGCAAGAAGACAUUUAGGCUUUUUCAUUAACAAUUUCAAGUUUAGACCACCGUUUCAAGUUCUUAUUGAUGGGACAUUUGCAUUUGCUGCUCUGGAGAAUAAAUUUAACAUACAAGACCAGUUAUCAAAGUAUUUUCAAUCUGAAAUGAAACUAUUAACUACACCAUGUAUCAUUUUGGAAACAGAGAAGCUAGGCUCCUUUUCAAAGGCAGUUAGCGGUGCUAUGCAGAUAGUGAAACAAUAUCCAAUACAUAAAUGUGGACAUGAAAAGAAUCCAAUAACUGGUAUAAAAUGUUUACAAACAAUGGUUAAAAGAAACAAUGAAUCUAGGUACAUUGUAGCUACUCAAGAUAGAGAACUCCAAGAUAUUUUGAGAAAAGUUCCAGGUGUUCCCAUACUAUAUCUACAUGGUAAAGCACCAACUUUAGAAGCACCUUCACAAGCAAAUCGUGAAUAUGCAGAAAAAAGUCAUAAAGAGUUAGGAAUGACUGCGUGGGAGAAAGAUAAUAUCAAAACAUUAAAAGAAGCAGCUGGUAUGACAGAACAAACAGAAAUAAGAUUAAAGAAGAAAAAGAGGAAAGGUGGGCCAAAUCCACUUAGUUGUUUAAAGAAGAAAAAGAAACCACAGACAGAGACUGUGAGAAACAUUACAGCAAAACAAUCUAAUAAAGUUCAGAAAAGAAAGAAAAAGAAAAUAGCACCACAUAUUAAAGAAGUAUUAGUAGCUGAAAUAAAAAAAUAAGCAAAUUGAAAAACAUAUAUGUUCUCAUAAUUAACAUAUAUGUUUUAAAAAUCUUUGUAUAUAAACCAAAUAUUGAAAUUUAUGCAAAUAAAUCUUAUUUUUAUUUAUAAUACAAUUGUCUGUUCUCAAUUCGUAAAAUUAAAGUAAUUGUAUUAUGGUAUACUUAUAUAAGCUUAUCCCUAAAUAUCAGAAAAUGUGUUAAUGCUUUUAUAUUUACGAAAUGUUCAUUAUAAAAUUGUUUACAAAAUUUUUAUACGAUGUUUACUACGAAAAAACGUGUAUACUUAUUCAAAUUACCAUAUUUCGAAAUAUUUUACCUUUCAUAUUUCUUUACAUUAUGAAAAUACUCAUUAUUUAAAAUAGAAUCAAUUAUAUUUAUUUAACAAAGUACGAAAAAUAAGUAAAUGGAAUCACUUCCUAAGGGAGACAUACAAUGUUCUUUAAAUAUAUUACAUUAUCACUACAACAUCUAGUCAUAUAAUGAACACGUCGUAAAUUUGGAAUUAGGAACUUUAAAACUUUCUGUAUAUCGAAACAUAAAAUGAACAUAAGUGCGUGUAAACUUCGUAUUAUUUACAUCCUUUUUGUAAAUAUGCAUGUAUCAUACGACAUAAAGUAAUACUUAAACAAAGGAUAAAUCUUAAUCAAAAUAUGUCCAGGCAUAGUACUAUACAUAUAAA